UCGAUGGCAACACCAACAACACCAGCAGAGACCAGCAGCUAGCGACUCCUCUCUGAGCGAGAGAGCGAAUAGCUUUUCAGCUUUAGCUUUUCUUGGGCCGAUCGGAAAUUGUAUUUGAUUGAUGAUUAAUUGCGAAAGUACAAAAUCAAGAAGCCGUACAGAUUUGUUGUUAAGAAUCCGUGCCUAAUAUAAGUAAAUUGCUAGAACAAUGGGUGAAUUUGCGGAGAGUAUAGAAAGAAUUGCCCUCGAGCUGCUGAGCAACUUGGUCCAAGGCAAUGCCACUCUACGUGUUCCCCGAAAUUCAGCCGGAAACAUGAUCACGGAAUAUCGACGGGUCAGCUAUAAUAAUCACGGAAGUCGCCAUAGCUUUUGUUUGCUGAUUUACAUGCUCUCCCGUGUACACCGAUUGCAAGUCCGUGGAGGAAGCUUCACCGUCCGUGGACUAUACUAUGACAAUCCCCUGCUCAUCCGGUCGCAGUCCAGGAUUGCCGAAGCCAGGCUGGAUGUCUGUCGUAUGCUGAGCACAUCCCCACUAAGGUUGGGCAUACUGGCCGCCUCCAAGGGCCUGGUGGCAGGCGACCUAAGGCUGCUUAUGACCAACGGAGAUGUUCUGGACAGUAGCUUGUAUGGUGGACCUAUGACAUUGCCCACGGAUCCCGAGAAGAUAGAUCGAAUCGAAACUCAGGCGGAAUUUGUACUGAUCGUUGAAAAGGAGUCGGUGUUUGAGAGUCUCUUAUCUAGAAAUGUUUUUGGAACUUUUAAACGCCGGUUCAUCCUGAUAACUGGAAAGGGAUACCCCGAUUGCUGUACCCGGAGGAUUGUCCACCGACUCACCAUGGAGAACCAACUGUCGGCCUACAUUCUCGUGGACGCCGAUCCAUUUGGCGUCGAGAUAAUGCUUGUCUAUCGUCAUGGCUCGCAGUCGAUGAGUUUUUCCAGCCAAGGACUAACCACUCCUGCGCUGCGUUGGAUUGGGCUACACCCCUCGGAGAUUCCCGCACUCGGCACUGUAGCGGUUGCCCUGGUUGCCGGCGACAACAAGAAAAUCAAUGACCUCCUCGCCCGCAACGAUUUGGAGCCGGGAGUGCGGCAGGAACUGCGCAUGCUGCAGGACGUUCAGUUAAAGGCCGAAAUCGAGAGUGUCGUCGACUUCCUGACCGACGACUAUAUACCGAAUAAAAUCAAUCGGAACUUGUUUUUGUAGUGCUCAGUGGUAAACUCCAUAAGCCAAAUAUGAAUUCUUACGAUUGUAUUACUCAGUUUGUACCAAAUCAAUCUAUACUGAAAUACCAUAAGACUCCUAAAAUAGUUUUAUAACUAUUAGUUCGCGUAAUUGAUUUUCCAUUAAUAUUUGAGUUAAUUAAAAUAGUAAUUAAACAAUUAAAUUCCUUGUUGUUUGGGAAUCCGAUUUUUUUUAAUGUUAUUAAGUUUUAAGUAUAGUUUUAAUGCAGCUACAUGUAGUCUUGAUAUAACUAAUUAAUAUUAAAUUACCUUAAGAUCGCUGCCAUGAAAAAGAUAAAUUGAAUAGCUAGAUAAUUAACGGAGAAUAGCAACUUACACUCGUAAUGUCUGAGUAAUCUGCUUCUAGUGGUUCGUAUUGAGUGGUCAACUUGAUUUUCUGCAUUACUUUGUGUGGACAAAGCUAGUAGACUCAAGCAGACAAAGGAGAUUAUUUUUUUUUUAUUGUGCUUUUAAAGUGUUAUGGCUUGAGGUCGGUAAUCGGAGCUGGUAAUUGGCUACGUUUUUGAUAAUGGCAAGUGAACGGCCAGCCAUAUUAUAAGUGCCGAAAUAUACGAAUGGUCUGCUUUGUUUAGCUCCUUACUAAUUGAGUGCAUUUAUUUCUUGCAGAUGUGAAGGAGUACCACGGAUGAUAGAAACCCAUUGGGCAUUUGACUACUUUUAA
This is a messenger RNA of Drosophila yakuba, 1903 nucleotides long. RefSeq names its product meiotic recombination protein W68 (gene mei-W68). The transcript has 3 exons. Gene Ontology annotation, cellular component: nuclear chromosome. Gene Ontology annotation, biological process: meiotic DNA double-strand break formation; reciprocal meiotic recombination; meiotic DNA double-strand break processing. Bases 209 to 1204 code for a protein of 331 amino acids. NCBI's taxonomy places the organism in Eukaryota, Metazoa, Arthropoda, Insecta, Diptera, Drosophilidae. The record is from RefSeq and is a predicted model, not a curated record. Gene Ontology annotation, molecular function: ATP binding; DNA binding; DNA topoisomerase type II (double strand cut, ATP-hydrolyzing) activity.